Messenger RNA from Phoenix dactylifera (date palm), 1176 nucleotides. Its product is annotated as protein CURLY FLAG LEAF 1-like. Gene Ontology annotation, molecular function: protein binding. NCBI's taxonomy places the organism in Eukaryota, Viridiplantae, Streptophyta, Magnoliopsida, Arecales, Arecaceae. The record is from RefSeq and is a predicted model, not a curated record.
UCUCUAUCUUUUUCUGUGUGUGUGUGUUUCAAAAUAAAUUGCAGGAGAUUUUGGAAUGCAAACUAUUCCGGCCAUUACCCAUCUCCCCUUCCAAAUUUAACAUUCCUUCCCAAAAUAUCCCUCCUCCUAAAAUAUUCCUCCUCUUAUAACUCCCCUCUGCCUCUCUUCCCCUUUUAUAUCCCUCUCGCCCCUUCUCUUCCCAAACUCUCUCUUUCUCUCUCUAAAUCUCUGUCUUCUCGGCGAUGACGGCGCCCAACAUAGAGAUGAUAGCAGCGUCGCUGAGGAACUGCUCUCUGGGGAGAGGAAACAGGGGAGCGGCGGCGGCGGCGGCGUCCCCGCCGCUGCCGCGGCGCCUGGUAGAGGAGGAGGAGGAGGAGGAGGAGGAGGAGGAGGGGGCGGGGGUGACGGUGGAGCUGAACUCGGAGUUGCCCCUCCCGUACCAGUGGGAGCAGUGUCUCGACAUGCGGACAGGGGAAGUAUACUACGUCAACUGGGAGACCGGCACCAGGACGACCGAGGACCCCCGGACCUUCUCCACGGCCUACGUAACGAGCUACUGCUCGGAGGAAGAAGAAGAAGAAGAUGAUGAUGAUGACGAAACCUCCGACGAGGACAGCACCUCCGGCGACGGCAAGGAUGACAGCGGCGAGCCCAGCUACUCCUCCGGUGCCUACUCCGGUCUCUCCUCCAUUUCUUCCUCUUCCCCGGGAGAGACCGCCACCAGCUCCGACGAACCCUACGGCGGCCGCGGAGGCGGCCAGAUCCUCGUUGCCGCCGGCUGCAAGUCCUGCUUCAUGUACUUCAUGGUCCCCAAGCGCAUUGAGGACUGCCCCAAGUGCGGCGGCCUCCUCCUCCACCUCGGCCGCAAUGGUUGCAUCUAAAAUUGUUGAAUUUUGGCUCGAAUUAGUGGAAAAAAAAAUCGUUUUUUUAAGCCAAAAUGUCAUUUUCCCCCCCUUCUCCUCCUCCUCCUCCCCUGUUUCACUCUCCUCCUCCUCCUCCUCCUCUUCUCCCCCCAUCUAUACCCAGCUGUGAAUCAUAGAGAUAAAUCUAUAAACAAAGAUAAAUAAUCUCUUUUUCUAUGACAAUUAUUUUAUCCAAUGCUGUGUUUAUAGAUUACUGUAUGAUUUACAGUGAAUUUUUUGAUAGUAGAAAAAAUAUUCUCUCUGCUUUUGUUUU